CAUCUUACACGUUAUGGCAGGGAAAGGUAGGGGCAUAGCAGCCUUCACCUUUAACGUUGAAGCCUUGGGCAUAACUAGGGCUUCUAUGCCCGAGACCAGGGCUGGGCCACAACCGUUAUUCCCGCAAACUGACUUUAAGCCUGUGCCUUUGAACGCUGGUGACGACGAGGAGUACAUGUUAGCUCUGAAACAGGAGAUCCGCGGGACGAUGAAAAACCUCCCUUUCAGCAUUCAGCCGCAGGCAGAAAGAGGAGAUGUGGAACGGUACAAGGAGAAGUACGUGAGGGAGUAUCAGAAAGUAAAGGAUGAAGAAUGGACACCAGACUGGACACGUCUUCCAAAGGAACUGAUGCCUCUGAAGAAAAAAACCAGAAAGAAAACGAACAAUAAGAAACCUAAAAAAGUAUCAUUUGAAGACAAAGCAGAUGUGUUGACUAAACUUGAUGAGCUGGAGAAGAACCAAGAUGAUAAAUCAGAUGAAGAGAAGGAGGAAAAGAAAACGCAGGAAGAAGAUGAAGAAGUAGAAGGCGAGGAGUACGAUGAGGAAGAACUGGAGGAGGAGAAUGACUACAUAGCAAGCUACUUUGAAGAUGGGGAUGACUAUGGGGCUGGAAGUGACGACAACAUGGAUGAAGCCACAUAUUAAU
This is a messenger RNA of Chanos chanos (milkfish), 647 nucleotides long. It is a transcript of the gene polr3g, whose product is annotated as polymerase (RNA) III (DNA directed) polypeptide G. Gene Ontology annotation, cellular component: RNA polymerase III complex. The record is from RefSeq and is a predicted model, not a curated record. The transcript is spliced from 7 exons. Gene Ontology annotation, biological process: transcription by RNA polymerase III. Bases 14 to 646 code for a protein of 210 amino acids. NCBI's taxonomy places the organism in Eukaryota, Metazoa, Chordata, Actinopteri, Gonorynchiformes, Chanidae.